GCGUGCUGACAAGGGUGGGUGGUAACCAGUUGAUUAUAAAAGCCUGCAGCCUCCAAACAGACAGCACUUUCUAGAAAAGUUUCUGAUAAACAGCUUCAAACAUCCAAGGACACAAGUACUUCUUCUUCUUCAGCCAUGACUGAGAGGCGCAUCCCUUUCACAUUCCUCCGUACUCCAUCCUGGGACCCGUUCCGUGACUGGUACCAGGGCAGUAGGAUCUUUGACCAGACAUUUGGGAUGCCAGCAUUACCAGAGGAGAUGCAUGUUUUUCCCAGCAGCCACUGGCCUGGCUAUCUGCGCCCUUCCAUAGGUGCUGAUAUGGCCUCCUUGAUGCACAGUGCUCACAUGCCUGCACCCAUCGUGCCUCAUCCAGCAACCUACGCCCGUGCCUUGUCACGCCAACUCAGCACUGGGAUGUCUGAGAUCAAGCAGACACAGGAUGGCUGGAAGGUGAGCUUGGACGUCAACCAUUUUGCUCCUGAAGAGCUCUUGGUGAAGACCAAGGAUGGAGUGGUGGAGAUCACUGGAAAACACGAAGAGAGGAGGGACGAGCAUGGCUUUGUAUCUAGAUCCUUCACUAGGAAGUACACUCUGCCCCCUGGUGCCGAUGCUGAGAAAAUCGUCUCCUCACUCUCCCCUGAGGGCGUCCUGACAGUAGAGGCGCCGCUCCCCAAACCCGCCAUCCAGUCUUCGGAGAUCACCAUCCCUGUAAACACAGCCGGCGCUGUCGAGCAAAAACAGGGCGGAACAAAGUGAUGAAGAGGAGAUGAAAUGUUUUCAGGCUGACAUUUGAGAUAGACAAGACGCCAUUUUGCAUAUUAUUGCAUGCUCUAGUCUCGGCCUUUUCAAUGCAUGCUUUUUAUUGUAUGACAUGGGAUUGAUACAUUUCCUGUUUUCCUCUUUGCCUUUCUUGUGUGUGUGUGUGUGUGUGUGUGUGUGUCACCAUUACCAUAUGCACUACAACCAUAUGUUAGUUCUACUGUAAUUACACACUUCCUUUGAAUAACGGACACUCAUGCAAACACACACACACCAUUUGUUGGCAAGAACUGAAAGCAAUUUACACACUAGCUAAUAGAGGGGUGUUGGUUUCUUUGACACACAAACGCAUAAGUAGCACUGCACACACAGAGACAGCCUUGACACCACUCACACACCUCUGAUCCCCGAACAGAGCAGUUACUGUAUUUCCCUCCCUCUGGCACAAGAGAAUAAACGGUAUGAAAAGGUUUCAUGGAGUGUUAAAGCUGUAUAAUGUUCUUAUAAUGAUUUAAGAAGAGAAAUUUGGAAGAUAAUUUAGCAGAACACAAUGCUAUGAACUUUUCGAUUUACUUUUGAACGUAAAGCUUCACAUUUCUGUAUGUUCUGAGUUGUUGUUAAUAUUUGACACAAUACUUCGCAGUGUUGCACGUUGAAUUUAAAACUAUACCAAAACCACCUGUCAUAUGAACAUGUCGUCAAAUGAAGCAAGCUGUGAAUGGGGUAACCCAGACACUGAGCACAUUUUCACAUGUAUGACAGUUUCAUGAGAGACAACAUAAAAUUAAAUUCACAGCACGUUG
Neoarius graeffei (lesser salmon catfish) is the source of this 1562-nucleotide messenger RNA. It is a transcript of the gene hspb1, whose product is annotated as heat shock protein, alpha-crystallin-related, 1. Gene Ontology annotation, biological process: protein refolding; response to heat. The transcript is spliced from 3 exons. Gene Ontology annotation, molecular function: protein folding chaperone. Bases 136 to 756 code for a protein of 206 amino acids. Lineage: Eukaryota; Metazoa; Chordata; Actinopteri; Siluriformes; Ariidae. The record is from RefSeq and is a predicted model, not a curated record.